This is a messenger RNA of Spirometra erinaceieuropaei, 766 nucleotides long. The record is from the annotation of a GenBank genome assembly. Lineage: Eukaryota; Metazoa; Platyhelminthes; Cestoda; Diphyllobothriidea; Diphyllobothriidae.
AUGGACACGAAGGUACUGAAACGAACUGGAAUCCUCGGCAUCCAAGUCGUGCAACUGCAACUGCGAUGGAGUGGCCGCCUCCUGAGGAUGCACGAUGAGCGACUGUCCAAACGACGCUUCUACGGAGAUGUCGCUACGGGUGCCCGCCGACAUGGAGGACAAACACACCGCUGCAAGAAUACACUAAAGCUUCCGUUGAAGUGCUUGCAAAUCAAUCCGAAGUCCUGGGGUGGCCUCGCACAGGACCGAUCGGUCCGGAGAAGAACAAUAAAGACUGGAACAACAAUCUAUGAAGCCAAUCUGUCAGCCGCUGUCAAAACCAAAAAGGUGACUCCUAAGCCUCAAGCGUCCCAAUCCACAUCACCAACACCCAGUCACUUCUAACUUGCCAACGCAGUCAACGAAAAUAGCGCACACGGAUCGGCCUCGUUGCACACCCCCGAACCCAGUGCAGCAACAACCCACAAUCCCACCUGCGACCCCCACGAACACCUUCAUCGCCACCCCUGCACCAACCCCCACGAAGACCAUCCCCAUUACACGUGAUCACAGUGUUGAUGCCCCGUCGUCGUCCUCGUCGUCGAUCAUCGCCACUUCCAUCAUCCCUGUGACGACGAUGAUGACGGCUGCCACACGUCUCACCUACGCCUCUGAUGAGAACACUCCCAACGAUCCGUCAGCAAGUACCCUCACCACCUCCGCCCUCACAGCCAGCGAUGCGGACUCGGUUCCCGCCUGUCUUCAUUGCGAUAACCCAUUCACCUGA